AUGAAGUACAUUUUACAUUUACUUCUUUGCUGCUCCUUGGUGGCCAACACAAUGGCAUCCGGAUCGGAUUUGGAAUUGGUGGAUGCUCUGGUCCAAGUGAUGGUUAACUCGGAAAUGGGACGUCUAAAGACGUGGCACAUUUACACCCACGCCAGUUCCCGGUCGACUGGUGGCCACUUGGAGGAGCUGCUCACCCAGUUGCUGGUGACUCUGCCAUCCAUUACGCAGGCGAGGAGGCUCUUCCGCCAGCAGUCCAUGGAGUUCCAGCCAUAUGUGCAUGCUGUCCUGGCUCUGGUGGACGAUCUUCCGGCCCUCUCGGCGAUUUACGAACACAUCCGAGCCACCCAGGACCUGUCGUACACCCUGAUAUACAUGUCCCUGCCCACGGAUGCGUACGGCGAGGAGAUUCAGCUGGUCCUUCGACUCCUCUGGCGUCUCAGUGUGCUGAAUGUGGGCGUGGUACUGCGUCCGCCGGGUGAGCAACUCCUCAUGGUCAGCUACUUCCCAUUCAGUGCCACACACGGCUGUCAGGUGAUCUCGGCCCAAGUGGUGAAUCGCUACCAACUGUCCUCGGGACAAUGGGCUAGCCAGGAGUAUUUCCCCGCCAAGCUGGGCAAUUUCUAUGGCUGUCUGUUGACCUGCGCCACCUGGGAGGACAUGCCAUACCUGGUCCUGCGUCGCGACGGCAGCGGAUCCUUCGUGGGCAUCGAGGGUGCUCUGCUCCAGUUCAUGGCCCACAAUCUGAACUUCAGCGUGGGUCUCUACUGGAUGAACAAGGAGGAGGUGCUGGCCACAUUCGAUGAGUCGGGCAGGAUAUUCGACGAGAUCUUUGGCCACCAUGCGGAGUUUUCCCUGGGUGGCUUCCAUUUCAAGCCAAGUGCUGGAAACGAGAUUCCCUACUCACAGUCCACCUAUUACUUCAUGAGCCACAUCAUGUUGGUGACCAAUCUGCAGAGUGCCUACUCCGCGUACGAGAAGCUGGCCUUUCCCUUCAGUCCGCUCCUGUGGCGAGCCAUUGGCCUGGUCCUAAUCCUGGCCUGCCUGCUCCUGGUGAUGGUGAAGCGAUGGUGGCGUGGCCAUCAGUUGCCAAGGAAUCCCUACUACGAGCUGUUGGUGCUGACAAUGGGUGGCAAUCUGGAGGAUCGAUGCCUGCCGGGCGGGUUCUUUGGUCGCCUGGUGCUGCUCACCUGGCUGUUCGGCACCUUGGUCCUGAGGAGUGGCUACCAGUCGGGGAUGUACCAGCUGCUGCGGCAGGACACCCAAAGGAAUCCGCCACAAGCCAUCACCGAGGUGCUGGCCCAGCGGUUCACCAUUCAGCUGGCGGAGGUGAACGAGGCCAGGAUCCUGGCCAGUCUGCCCGAGCUGCGGCCCGAGCAACUGGUGCACCUGGAGGGCAGCGAGCUGCAAUCCUUCCCAGCUUUGGCCCGGCGAAGUGGCUCCUCGGAGCGUGUGGCCAUCCUGACGCCAUACGAGUACUUCGGUUACUUCAGGAAGGUGCAUCCGAUGAGCAGGAGGCUGCACCUGGUGCGGGAACGCAUCUACACCCAGCAGCUGGCCUUCUAUGUGCGGCGCCACUCGCAUCUGGUGGGUGUGCUGGACAAGCAGAUCCAGCACGCCCACUCCCAUGGAUUCCUGGAGCACUGGACGCGGCAGUAUGUGAGUGCCGUGGAUGAGGCGGACGAGAGUGUGACCAGGAUCGCCUCCACUUCGUACAGCACCCUGGACGGGAUCGAUGGCGAUCCCCGGCUUUCGGAGGCGGAGGAGCAGCAGGUGGCGCCCGUGCGCCAGAAUGUGCUCUCCAUGCGGGAACUGGCCGCCCUCUUUUGGCUCAUCCUCUGGGCCAAUCUGGGGGCGGUGGUGGUCUUCGUCGUGGAGGUGCUGCUGCCCAGGAUAAAACUUGGCAAAAGGAAACGGCGGGAGUCACUUCCACUUCCACCACCACCCUCCCCAUCCACAACAAAGGACAUCCCCUCCAGCUGCGAGGAGGAUGGCCUCCAGGAUAGUUGGCCAAAGUGUUCGCUGCUCGUAUCGUAA
Molecule: messenger RNA, 2034 nt
Organism: Drosophila rhopaloa
Lineage: Eukaryota; Metazoa; Arthropoda; Insecta; Diptera; Drosophilidae
Gene: Ir7b
Exons: 3
Coding region: 1-2034 (677 amino acids)
Source: RefSeq, a predicted model, not a curated record